Colletotrichum gloeosporioides is the source of this 4572-nucleotide messenger RNA. Its product is annotated as Mediator of RNA polymerase II transcription subunit 13. The transcript has 2 exons. Lineage: Eukaryota; Fungi; Ascomycota; Sordariomycetes; Glomerellales; Glomerellaceae. Gene Ontology annotation, biological process: regulation of transcription by RNA polymerase II. The record is from RefSeq and is a predicted model, not a curated record. The coding region runs from base 1 to 4572 and encodes 1523 amino acids. Gene Ontology annotation, molecular function: transcription coregulator activity. Gene Ontology annotation, cellular component: mediator complex.
AUGGACACAAGCGAAUACGAUACUAAUACCUUAUUAAAUAAUAACAUCUCCUCGAUCGUUUUCCGAGUUUACGAACCUUCUCAGGAGCACGCGCAAACCUUCCCCUCGGCUGCUGCCGAUGUCGAGACUAAACUACGGAACCGCGGCCACAUCGUUUACUAUGAUGCGACCAGGCGCGUGCUAUGGUAUUUCCAUGUGCCAGGGAAAGGAGCGGCGGCCACCGACGACAAUAAUGGGGCUUUGGGCAACACCAUCGAAGUCGAAGGUGCGACACUGUUGAUGGUCGAGGAUGGUUCAUUCGAGCCGGUUAGUCUGUUCAAGGGACGCGCACCGGGUCAACAAGCUGCAAAUACCCCCACAAGCUCUUCAUCAAGUAACUCGGCCCUCGACCUGUCCCUUCGGAAUUCGCAGAACACAGGCUCUGGGCCGCCAAGCUCUUCCGAUCCCGAUUCAAAGCCCGCCUCAGCCGGAGGACCCGAUGCGAAAGGUACAGGCUCUGUGCCUCUGAAGGAUGCAUACGAGCAUUUUGUUACGGCUCUCUUGUCGACCGUUUCCGCAGCUUUCUGUAGCCGCAUUUGCGCGAUACCCGUCAACUACCGAACGGUCCUUUUUCCCGCGAAAGUCUCCCGCGAAAACCAGUCCGACCGAGCUCUCGAUUCUGAUUCAGCAGUCGUUGGAACCUUCCGCAUUUAUCUGACAACUACGGGUGCGUUGGUUAUGAGCUUGUCAUUGUCGUGUUGUGAAGGUCUACUGUCGGUGAACGAGCCAUCAAGUCCGGGGCAGAUCGUGUUAGGCUCUCAGAUCUUGGCGGCCCCAUUUGGCGUUCUAGCGAAUUAUCAAGGAUUCAUGGGCGGCGGCUUGUCAUAUCCAGAGCUUGGUCUUGGACAAACUCCAGAUACUCAACUCUGGAGGAGCGCGGAUGCUAAGUCAUCGCAAUGGAGAGACACGUGCAUCAAGAUCCUUCAGUCCCGUGGGCUAUCCCCAACGUUGCUUCAGUCUUGUCCCUGGAUAGCACUUCAGAUGAUCCGCCGAAAACCAGGAGACGGCAAGUCAACACCACUCCCGUCGACAAUGGCUACGAUAUCAUGGCCGGCUGCCCUCUGCUUCCGCAAAAAGUCAGUGAUCCUGGCGCGAAAUCAUGGUCUAGGAGAUACCGCAUUGCUGGCCCACGAGGAGACUGCAGACUUUCUAAGCGAAGCUAGAACCUGGUUUCAGCUCGGAACUGACAGAGAAGAAAAAGUCACCAAGCGGAAAAAGGAGAGGGAGAUUGCGGCAACAAAAGAGACUCCCGCGGCCGUCCCACCACAGCAACCCAAUGGACAUUCGCCUUUAGGUUUAAGGCGCGCGAGCAAUGCAGCGGCCGUAGGUGCGAUGUAUCCGACCCCUCCUGACGGAGUUCAGAAUCCUCUAGGAAUCACGCCCUCCAUAGACGGCACCACCUCCAGCCCAGGGGCUCCGAACGCGACCGUAGCCAUCGUCGAUAUCGAUACGGCCAUGGCAGAUGUCACCAUGCCUGAAACUGCGGUGCCGCAUGCCAGCCAACAUCAUGAGUCGUACGGUGAUGGCGGGUGGAACCCGAAUGACAACAAGCCAAGAGCAGAUUCAUUUCUAGGAGGCGAGAGCGACAACCUCUUUGGAGACAUGGGCCCGGAUAUGUUCGGUGAUGCCGACAUAACGGAUGCUGAUUUCAGCUUCUUUGAUGAGCAACCCGGCGAUGAUCUAGAUCUCUCGGGUCUCCCUGAUAUGGGCAUGUCAGAUGCACCUUCGAUGGCUCCAGUGCUUCCGCCUCCGCUGCCUGAGCCUGCGAAAAUGGCUGCUCCCCCGAUUGAGUAUGCAAAGCCCGAACCGAGUCCACCGAUUUUCACCAAGCCCGAACUCAAGCAUGCCAGGAGCACCCUCAUGGACGAGGGAAAGCAAAGACCCAGCACAGAGAAGGCUGCUGGUGUCAAGAGAGAGUCAAGCCCUUUUGGCCCCGACACCGUUUACAAAAGGGUCCGGGCAUCCUUGGGAGACAUCGACUCUGCUCCAAGCAAAACACCUUCAAGGAAAGGCAGCGUGUUUGACAGCGUAGGCUUCGACUCGGUGCUUCCCUCUGUCAACAAAAAGUAUGAGCAAGGGGGUCGUUUUGACUGCAAUCCCGUCACCCGCGGGUUGGCGCAAGAGCCAAUCACGGAACCUGGCGCUCAAGGUCCGCCUACAACCGACUACCUCCGGAGACACGGGAAACAGAGGAAGCAGUUGAAGCACUCGGAGCAAACGAGUGUGGUCAUCCGUACGAUUACCGGCGGUCUGGAAAACGCAACCUUGAACACGAGUCCCGCUAAGAUGGAUGACUUCGCAUCCGAUGCAGACGAUGUGAGCUUGGUAUCUGACCAGGAUGACGCAAGCUCAACGACAGAUGAGCCAGCGUCUCCGUUCAAAUCAAGCAUUAGAAGACUGAAUUUUGAUGACGAUGUGGUUUCUCACGUUACCUCGUUGAAGGACAUCGAGUCCGUCGAAGACUCUGAUCCCACCUUGGCCUUGGAACUCCCUAAACUAGCCAAGGUCGAGGCAACAGAGGUGUCCAUAACAAAGUACUUUGAGGAUUCCGAGGCACUGCCGAUUCAUCUUUCACUCACAGAUGAGGACAUGGUGACAAUCGCUCAGAUUGUGACUGAGCAAGCGGUCACUGGUAACUUGAAAAUCCGCGAUUCGCAAGCCAACACUCUGAACACAGCCAUUAUAUCAGAAACCCGUCGCCAGCUGUCAUCCCUGAGUCGCACCGCUCUGCAGACUCUGCGAGAAGUUGUCCCUGCUUGCCUUGGCGAGUUCAACACCUGCAACUUCAAAGGUGUCGUGGAGGUACCUGAUGUGCCGUUGCUGGGGCAGCCUAACAGACUGCACCCAAGGCCAGUUCCGCAGAGAGAUUCGAAUGCUGAGCCGCCCAAGCCCAACAACCUGUUCCAAAUCCCUGCGCCACACAUGGAACUCCGCCGCGCAGAAGCCAGACUGUCGGUGCUUCCGUCAAGUGUUCAGUUUUGGGAGAGCUUGGGUCUCGGCCCUGCCCAAGGGACGAAGAAUGUCAACGUUGUCUGCGUGUUUCCGAACUGGGAUGGCAUGACAGAUGUCGCCGCAGCGUUCUUGGAUCGAAUGCGCAAUGUCUAUGAGCUGCUGAAACUAGGCUCGUUCGAGCGCCUGCCCACGAGUUCAAAGGUGACCGACGGGCUGAUGCCAUUCGAAGCGGACAAGAUUGCUACUUCUCCGGGCACGGUCAGCCCUCAUAUUGGGUCAAGUCUGGAUGAUCGCAUGGAGGCCUUGAACCAGGGGCUCUUGUCAGCAAACGUGACGGAGAAGAAUUUUGUUGUGUACUUCGUGUACCCUCCAGAUCACCCUGGGUCGAUCGUGGAGGAAUGCACGGCGUUCCAACGGCUCUUCGAGAUACACAAGAGGUCUUUGACUGACAGAAGACAAGCCCCAGUCAAUGAACUUGUUUUGCAGCUGGUCCCUCUAGACUUUCUGACUUCUCCUGUGGGCAUCGUUGAACCAACACCAAGCGACGCCAUCAAGCUAGCGAUAGAGACGUAUGAUCGAUGCACAUUGUUUGGCGGGCCGAUGCCCUCGCCGGCUAUCAUGCUGGAGCAGUCACUACCACGGGGCAUCGAUUUCAAGAUCUCCAAUACUUCCUCGUCCUCGCUCAUGCACGAAAACACCUGCAUGCACAUCGCUUACGCACAAAGCAUUGACGAGAGGUGGAUUACAGCAGCAUGGACCGACAACAGGGGAUGCCAGCAAAUGACGGCGUCUUACAGUCUCGGGCGCAAAGGCAAGCCACUUUCAACGUCUCUUAACGAUGUCUACCACGAGAUAUGGGAUACAACACACGAUUUGAUCUCCAAGUGGAAGGUACACUGGCGGGUCAUUGUCACGAAGUGCGGGCCCAUGGACCAGCAGGAAAUCGGUUUCUGGCAAGGUCUCGCGCAAACCGAGUCGAUGGCCUCGGUGAGCCUGACGUUGAUCUCAGUCGACACAAAUCCGUCUCUACAGUUGCUUCCUCCGGCAAUAAAAGUACCAGCGACAGCCUCGUCAGCAUUCUACACCACCCCGGUGUCAACACCGCAGGCAUCAAUACUCUCUCCUGAGCAAAGCGGGACCCCCGCUACACCUAUGAAGGAAAACAACCCCGUAAACGCCGCCACACCGGGAGGCACCCCUGGUGAUGGCAACGCGGAACCAGCCGAAGGCGACGCCAUUCUUCUUGAUGUUACGGAUCAAACGUGGGGUGCCGUGCUUGCCCAUCGACUCAGCAACUCAUCAACUCUCGGAGAGCUCAAUCCUGCUAUAAUCAGUGGGUAUCUAGUCAAACGCGGCGGAACAAAACUAGAAGAUCCACCAGUGGUUUUGGAAGUCAACAUUUUGCACGUGGAUAGCAACCCGCGGAUGUGCGAGACUCUGAUGCGAGAGAUGCUCACUUAUUUCAGGGGCCUCGGUACACUAGCUCGGGCCAGGGGCAUUGUAGAUAGGGGGACGGAUAUACGGCCUUGGCAUAUCGCGGCAGCGGAGAAGGGCGUCCGGGCAUUAUACCUCUUGAUGUGA